This is a messenger RNA of Trichomonas vaginalis G3, 195 nucleotides long. Its product is annotated as spectrin binding. Bases 1 to 195 code for a protein of 64 amino acids. Gene Ontology annotation, molecular function: protein binding. The record is from RefSeq and is a predicted model, not a curated record. The transcript has a single exon. NCBI's taxonomy places the organism in Eukaryota, Parabasalia, Trichomonadida, Trichomonadidae.
AUGCUCAAAAUUCCAUCUAUUUGCGAAUAUUUCUGCUCAAAUGGGGCAAAUAUCAAUUUAAAAAGUGAAAAUGUACUUACAGCUCUUCAUAUUGCAGCAUAUGAUAAAAGUAAAGAAACAGCCGAACUUCUUAUAUCACAUGGUAUAAAUAUCAAUGAAAAAGAUAGAAGUGAUAUAAUAAAUUUAUGUGUUUAG